CCUUACUUCGCCUCUCGCUGGACGAUAUUGAUCCACUACUUCUGCGGAUCGCCUUACACGGAACCGUUGAGUCGGUUCAUUAUAUCCAAUCCAAUCCAUCUUUACAACAAUCGUUCUCUUCAGCAAUUGGACCACUUUGACCCCGACUGCGUCAACUUCAUCUCUCAGCAUUCCCUUUGUGUUUCAUUAUCGAACGCUGUUAUUCCAUUCUCUACCCCGGAUCGGUACACAUUGCCUAGAAGUGUCUUAUUUGCCGUGGUAUGCUUCAAUUGUCUUAUUUUUGUACCCUCGCAUGAAAAUCAUCUGAAUUUGGCUCCGUCCCCGACCAGCCCCCCGGCCUCUGCCUCAAGACAUAGACGGACGCCGUGUUUUGGAAAAAAACAAAAGUUUGAGUCGCAUGUUUUUCUUUUGUAUUGAGGGCGUAAAAUGUCGGAGCUGAAGUCAGCGUCGAAGGCCUCUCAGCCAGCCUCUCUCUAGCUGCAGCAGUGCUUGGUAUUGCCAAUAUGCUGUAUACAUCAAAAUGGGCAAAAUAGCUGGGUUUGAUUGCAGAUUGAAGUCUCUAUCUGCAGCUACCUUGGGAUCGAUCCAAGGGUUCCCUUGUCUCCCCACGAUUGCCAGCUCUGUCAUUUCAUACGGUCCAAGCCUAUCGUACCAGAUUGUUUCUCAGCUGUUACCCCUUGGCCCCAAGGCGUGUGGCUGGCUGUAACUCACUGCAGUGCAGCUUGGUGCAAUUUCCCUGCCCUUUUUUCUUUGCUUCUAUUCCCCUUCCAUGCCGUCACCCGAUGGCUUUUAACGACGGCCGCUGACAAGCAUCCCCCAGUCAAACUCCCCCUUCGACACAGUCCGUGCAGCUUAUUGGGUCGUGGGACAAUUUCAGCCAAUCUCACCCCAUGCAACGAGACAUCCGGCGGGGCCGUGAUCAGUGGAGAGGCUGCUAUUCUUUUCGUGACAUUGUCUGUGACGACGUUUCCGUCUCGGCUUCUGCGACGUGCGCUGGCGUAGGCGCUGGAACAAGCUCAAGCUCAGGCUCAGGUACUGGCACAGCACCUUCGUAUCCCAACAAGAGGCACGGUGGUCUUAAGAUGGGUCAUACCUAUUAUUACUACUAUGAGCUAGAUGGCUCGGUCGAGACACAUGACCCUAGCCUCCCUUCAACCACAGCUUGCCCAUACCUACCUGGUCAAACUGUCAAUACUUUAAUCGUUCCUGUCGAGCAGGCUCUCAGGCAGCGAAGUGCUUCUCUUACCUCUAUGCGUGCUACCGAUCUCAAGACCAUGAAUCCCGAAUCCAAGUACAUCACACCUCGACCUGCACCUUCAGUACCAGCAAACCACAUCCCCUACCGGGUUGGUUCAUCUCCAUCACUAAAUCACAAGUCUUCGUCCCGAUCACUAUCACCAGCCCCGGCGGCAUGGAAGCGCUUGUUUGGUCGCAAGGUGAACUCUGAGGGCGAGCGUGGACGAUCUCCCAUCCGCAACGACUUGUCUGGUACCGCCGAGGAGAUCGACGAACGUUGCACCACGCCAUCAGAGGGCACUCGAACAAGAGACAUCUCGCCUGAAUCUCUUCGACGCUUCCUAUCGGAUGAUCUUCCUCCUCGCCCUGGUUCUAACCUCAGUGAGAGACCAUCUCUAGUCAUCCCUGAAGAUGUUGUAGAGGACAACGAGAACGAUGACGACGACAACUUUGCGACUUCAGCAGCAUCUGAUGGACAGCCCUACGUCACUCGUCUCUCACCUCCUCCCUUCAAGCGAACUAUUUCCUCCGAGUCAGUCAGAAGCGAUGCCGCUAAUUCAAGCUCGCUGCCUCUGAUUCCUUCAAAACCCUCCAGGAAGGACUUGUUGGAGGUCAGCGGUGUGCCUGCAUCGGCUGUGCUUCCUUCACGACCUAGGCUGGAGACUCUUCGGGCACCUAACCCUCGAAUCAAUCCUGCCACGAGCUUCUUCUUGUCUCCAGCCACACCAAGCUUUCCCGAAGAUGAAGGAAACAACUUCUUUGAUCUUACUGAUGAUGAGGACGACGUUGUAUCAAGUAGCAACAGUGACAUCCUCACAUUUCAGCCUGUUCCUGGCAUGGCCCCUACUGCCGACUCCUUUGAGUGCUACAGUCUCCCGGAGUCUCAGGAACAAGGACGGAAAAUUGUCGAGUCCCAGUCGGCCUAUGCCAAGGUCAACUCUGCAUCACUUCUUUCUCGCGGCGACAGCGGAAACUUCCUCGGUGCGCCUAUCGAUACAGGCCUGGACGACUUUGCGGCCGAACUCGGCUGGAUGGUUGAUGUUAUUGGCACCAAGGCCAACUAGUCAACUACGACAUACUCACAUAGUAUCUGAUACGAUACAAUUUAAUUUUGGGCUUCAGUGCCUACCACACUCUAUGAUCAACAUUGUAUCGACGGCGUUUAAUACUGGUUUUCAAAAAUUGGGGUUCAACAUUUGAUGAACAUAACACAGCGGGAUUUGCUUUUGGCGUUUUAAAAGGAACAAGAGGGGAUGGCGCAAGCACAGACAGCUCAACGAGAUGUCAAACAUACAACAAUCCCCGAGGGGUAAUAAGAAAAGGAUCUGGGCGAAUCGAGAUAGACGGCCGUGUAACAAUGGAAUUCUAAAGGAGUAUGUGAGGGAAGGGUGGUAUGGUUCAUGAGACGGACGACAUGGCAGUUAUUGAAACACGAAUCUUGAACCUAAGGCGAGGAUUAUGGUUUGGACUGAUUUGCUCUCACCUGCAUGUGUAUGUAGAUGACAUAGCGAUCAGCAGGUGGCACAAUCUUGAUAGAUGAGAUAAAGGCACAAUUAUAACCAACAUACAACACUGGUUUUACCAGUUACACACUUCUGUUACCGCG
Molecule: messenger RNA, 2842 nt
Organism: Fusarium verticillioides 7600
Lineage: Eukaryota; Fungi; Ascomycota; Sordariomycetes; Hypocreales; Nectriaceae
Exons: 2
Coding region: 891-2300 (469 amino acids)
Source: RefSeq, a predicted model, not a curated record